AUGGAGCAACUCAACCACACCAAGUUUUACCAGUUGGGCAACGGAGGAAGCCUGAUCUUUGAGAGGGACUUGGAUGCCCUAGCUGAGUAUCUUGAGCGCCCGCACCCGGAGUUCUUUGGAGCACAAGUCAACGAUCAGCCCGGAGGAGAACUGCAGUGGGUCAUAGUUGCAGAUCUGAGGGGAAAGAUGGAGCUCCCUAUGUCCGAGAGGAUCCAGUUUUCCAUCAGGGAGAACAACUGGCUAGAUGGACUAGCUCGAGCCCUGCAGGAAGCACUUGCCCGUCUGUGUGGGCAGAAUGUGACUCAGAUCCAGGGAACUUGCUUUGCACACCUUGCAAGGCAUGAUUCCAUAGGAGGGCCAAUGGACCUGUCACCGCACCCAGAGUUGAAGUACCAUGUGGAGCACCUGGACUUUAUGCUGCACGAGACUCGCAAGGAGCUGGACAACUCCCGCGUCUACGCCAACCAGAUGCACCUCCACCAGUCGCAGCAAACCGAGACCAUCAAGAUCCUCGCCAAGGAGUGCAAGACCCUUCGCCAGCAGCCAUCCCUGGAGGAGACUGUCAAGGCACAGGAGACCCAGCUGAAGGACCUGGAAGGAGAAGGUGAAGACAUUCAGGGAGGAACAGCCUACCUGAGUGAUGAUGACGACUUUGAGGAUGAUGAAGACCUGGACUUCCACACUGAUAUGGCCCCUCCAACCCGCAACAACAACCCAGAUGCACUGAUGCAGAUGCUACAGAUGAUGGUAGCAGAUAGAGAGGUUGAAAGAGCUGAGCGACAAGUCAACCUUGCUGUACUACAGCAGAUCGCCCAUAACAACCAAGGCCAUGGAAAUCAUGAUCAUCCCGGAUCCAAGCUGAAGAAUUUACAGAACACUAAUCCUCCCAUGUUCAGCAAGACUGAAGAGCCACUAGACGCAGAUGUCUGGCUCCAAUCAAUGGAGAACAACCCCUUGAGUAAGUCUAGCCGCGCACGCCAGCGCCUGCAGCCGCCGCGCUCAGCUUAUAAACGUGCGCCCUCUGCACAUAACUGCCAAUCUAUCUCCACCACCGUCACCCUCGCUAACGCUGCACCCGCAUCGAGCGUGCAGGAGGAGGUGAAGCAAAGCCUCGUCGAGCAAACAAUGGCCGACGCCGCCACGGCCAAAGAUCUUGCCGCGGCAGCGCUGCCGCCGCCGUUCAAGUCGGAGAACAUCUUCAUGCAGAUCGCCGUCCACCCGGACGGCACCAUCACGCGCCCCUUCGUGCCGUCCGUCCCGGCCUCACUCGACGCGGCCGUCUCCAGCAGGGACGUGCCCCUGGACGCCUCCCUCGGCACAUACAUCCGGCUCUACCUCCCAAACCCCGUCGACCCGCCGCCAUCCGCAAAACUCCCCAUCAUCCUCUACUUCCACGGCGGCGGCUACGUGAUCUUCUCCGCGGACACGGUCUUCUACCACGCCUCGUGCGAGGCCAUGGCGGCGGCCGUCCCGGCCAUCGUAGCCUCCGUCGACUACCGCCUGGCGCCCGAGCACCGGCUGCCCGCCGCCUACGACGACGGCGUGGCCGCCAUGAUGUGGCUCCGCGACGCGGCGCACCAGGAUCCCUGGAUCGCUGCGCGUGGCGAUCUCUCCCAAUGCUUCCUCAUGGGCAGCAGCUCCGGCGGGAACCUCGUGUUCAACGCAGCAGUCCGGACCAGGGGUGUCGACCUGAGCCCCGCCACCGUGCGGGGCGUCCUGAUGCACCAGCCCUACGUGGGCGGCGUGGAGCGCACGCCGUCCGAGGCCGCGUCCGAGGAUGACUUCAUGGUGCCGCUGGAGGCCAACGACAAGCUGAUCGCCCUCGCGCUGCCCCUGGGCGCGGACCGCGACCACGAGUUCAGCAACCCGGAGAAGGCGAUGGCGCCCGAGGCACUGGCCGGCCUGCCGCGGUGCAUGGUCUCGGGGAGCGACGGUGACCCGCUGAUCGACAGGCAGAGAGGGUUCACCGCCUGGCUGCGAGACGGCGGUGUGGACGUGGUCGACAAGACGGACAUCUCCGGGUUUCACGCCGCUGAGCUCUUCAUUCCCGAGAAGGCCGAAGAGCUCUUCGCGGCCGUGCGAGAGUUCGUCCACGGCGGCGGAGGUGACGCUUGA
This is a messenger RNA of Lolium rigidum, 2115 nucleotides long. RefSeq lists its product as uncharacterized. Bases 1 to 2115 code for a protein of 704 amino acids. NCBI's taxonomy places the organism in Eukaryota, Viridiplantae, Streptophyta, Magnoliopsida, Poales, Poaceae. The record is from RefSeq and is a predicted model, not a curated record. The transcript is spliced from 4 exons. Gene Ontology annotation, molecular function: hydrolase activity.